AUGGAGGCAUAUCAGAAGGUUGCAAUUUUGAUGCUGCUUCUUGUAGCCAUAAGCAGUAACAUCGUCGAGGUGUUGAAUGCACAAACCAUAUGUAACAUUUCCGGUACGGGUCUGAUGGCAUGCAGGCCAGCAGCUACACCCCCGAACCCACCGCCUCCCUCGUCCGCCUGUUGUUCUGCGCUCUCACACGCAGACUUACGCUGCCUUUGCUCCUACAAGAACUCCAAAUUGUUGCCGUCCCUGGGAGUCGACCCAAAUCUUGCCAUGCAGCUGCCGGCAAAGUGCAAACUUCCUCAUCCAGCAAAAUGUUAA
Molecule: messenger RNA, 312 nt
Organism: Fraxinus pennsylvanica
Lineage: Eukaryota; Viridiplantae; Streptophyta; Magnoliopsida; Lamiales; Oleaceae
Source: the annotation of a GenBank genome assembly